AUGAACUUUAUCUUCAAGUCCAAGUCGCGUACGCCACAGGAGCUCGUUCGUCAUCUGCGCGACACCAUCCUCCGUCUUGACUCGGUAUCCCAACUUGGCGGUAGCAACUCGUCCAACUCGCUGCACAACCACUAUUCCAACGGCGCCUCUUGCUCGUCGUCGUCGUCGUCCGCCGCUUCGACCGCCAUUGGCUCGUCGGCUAUCACGUCUUCCAACUCUUCCGCAAGUAGCUCUUCCUCCGAAGCCAAACGAAAAGCCGUCGAUGAUAUCUCCAAGACGCUCUGCCAGAUCAAAGCGAUCCUGUUUGGCGAUGGAGAUGCUGAUCCGCAGCCCGAACUCGUCGCGCAACUGGCACAGGAAGUGUACUCGCACCAUGUUCUUCAACUGCUUGUAGCGCACAUUGCCAAGUUCGAAUUCGAGGCGAAAAAGGACGUCUCGCAGAUCUUCAACGUCUUGCUUCGAAGGCAGAUCGGUAGCCGUUCGCCCACGGUAGAGUACCUCGCCACACGACCCGACGUCAUCUUUCUCGCGUUGCGAGGUUACGAAAACCCUGACGUGGCGCUCAACACGGGCAUGAUCCUACGCGAGAUGUUGCGACACGAAGCACUCGCCAAGAUCCUUCUGUACAGCGAUCGGUUCUACACGUUCCCAGACUACAUUGAAACGACUACGUUUGGGAUCUCGUGCGAUGCGUUUUCGAAUUUCAAAGAAACGCUGACACGCCACAAAUCCAUGGUGGCCUCGUAUCUCGAGUCCAACUACGAUCGCUUCUUUGCUACGUACACAACGCUUCUGCAAUCGCCCAACUAUGUGACUAAGCGCCAAUCGCUCAAGCUGCUAGGUGAGAUUCUACUGGACCGCACCAACUUUAGCGUCAUGACGCGCUACAUUUCGAGCGACGAGAAUCUCAAGAUGAUGAUGAACCUGCUGCGCGAUCGAAGCAAAAACAUCCAGUUCGAGGCGUUCCACGUUUUCAAGGUAUUUGUAGCCAAUCCAAAGAAACCUGCUUCGAUCGAGAACAUCCUCAGGCGCAACAGCGAGCGUCUGGUCAAGUUCCUCUCCGACUUCCACAACGACAAGGACGACGAGCAGUUCGUCGAUGAAAAACAGUACGUCCUGCAGAUCAUCGAUGCAACUGCAAAGUCGCACCCGCCUCCUCCAGGCAGCGCCUCCCACGGCGCCGCCCCCAUCGGCGCAAAAUAA
Messenger RNA from Mycosarcoma maydis (corn smut), 1203 nucleotides. RefSeq lists its product as uncharacterized. Gene Ontology annotation, molecular function: protein serine/threonine kinase activator activity. Gene Ontology annotation, biological process: intracellular signal transduction. NCBI's taxonomy places the organism in Eukaryota, Fungi, Basidiomycota, Ustilaginomycetes, Ustilaginales. The transcript has a single exon. The record is from RefSeq and is a predicted model, not a curated record. Bases 1 to 1203 code for a protein of 400 amino acids.